This is a messenger RNA of Ziziphus jujuba (common jujube), 1054 nucleotides long. RefSeq lists its product as uncharacterized. The coding region runs from base 194 to 766 and encodes 190 amino acids. The record is from RefSeq and is a predicted model, not a curated record. The transcript is spliced from 5 exons. NCBI's taxonomy places the organism in Eukaryota, Viridiplantae, Streptophyta, Magnoliopsida, Rosales, Rhamnaceae.
UAAAGACGUCAACUCGGACUUUUAACCCCUCUAAAACCCCAAAACGAGGAGAAGAAAUAUGCGUCGAAACUUGAACGAAGCGAAUUAAAAGCGACAGAGUUUCGAACUUUCUCCGAUUCUUUUGGAAUCGGUGAACGAAUCAAAGCGAUAGCUUUGGACUUGAGAGUUUGCGUUGUUAGAGAGAAAGACAGAUAUGCUAGGAAGAAAGUUCAUUUCCUUCUUUAAAAGAUCCCCGAAAUUACAGGUUUCAAGUUCUGCUUCUCCUGAUGAAGGAAAUAACAAAUCUUUUGGUCGUAAAGCAGUGUCUUUUGUUUUAAUUACUGUAACCGGUGGCAUUGCUUUGAGUGCUCUUGAUGACCUUGCUAUUUAUCAUGGCUGUAGCAGCAAAGCGAUGGAGAAAGCCAGUGAAAACCAGGCCAUCAAAGAUGCUAUUGGGGAACCUAUUAUGAAGGGACCAUGGUACAAUGCAUCACUUGCCGUAGCUCAUAAGAGGAACUCUGUGUCAUGCUCAUUUCCUGUGUCUGGACCACAUGGCACUGGUGUCUUGCAGUUGAAAGCUAUACGCAAUGGAGAGGACACCUGGUUUUCAUUUUUCCGGCCUCGUGACUGGGACAUAAUAAUCAUGGAUGCUCUCCUCCAUAUUCCUGGAAAUGAAGAGAAGCAGCAAACAAUGCGGAUUAGUGUCUCUGACUAUUUUCCUCCACCGGCUUGUACGGCAUGUACUGGUUGUGAGGUUGGAGAAAAAGAUAAUCCUGAGAAGAAAUAAUACAUAUAGCGGACAAGAACAUUGCUCUUGAGCAAAUAACACGAUCACCUUGUGGUCUAAUAUGGAGAAAUGCUUAUUAACUUGCUGGUUUUGGAUUUGGCCAAGAUGGGGCCCAGCAGUAAUUCUGGGCUUUUUCUUUGGGCUAUGACCUUUAAAUUCUUGGUUUUCUUUCAGUUAGUUUGUAAUCUUGUUCACGACCCCCUUUUUUUUUUUUUUUUUUGGUUGGAUAGGAAAUCUUGUACCUAUUUGGGUCCCCAAAAAAAAAAAAGAAAAAAAAAGGAAAAAGAA